Messenger RNA from Mugil cephalus (flathead mullet), 2719 nucleotides. RefSeq names its product hydroperoxide isomerase ALOXE3-like. The transcript has 15 exons. The record is from RefSeq and is a predicted model, not a curated record. Lineage: Eukaryota; Metazoa; Chordata; Actinopteri; Mugiliformes; Mugilidae. Bases 188 to 2200 code for a protein of 670 amino acids. Gene Ontology annotation, molecular function: iron ion binding; protein binding; oxidoreductase activity, acting on single donors with incorporation of molecular oxygen, incorporation of two atoms of oxygen. Gene Ontology annotation, biological process: linoleic acid metabolic process; lipid oxidation.
CACAUACUCUGACUUAAACUCAAAGGUGCUAACACAUUGUGAGAAUCCAGACGAGGAAGACCAGUACUGCAGGUCUCUAAAACAUUUAAAGGGUGGAGGGGAUCACAAGCAGGAGAGGCAAAAAGCAAGAAUUCUGACGAGGAAGACCAGUACCGCAGCUGUGAGAGAUUGUUUCAACUGAGUGACCAUGGCUGAAUACAAGGUGCAGGUAACAACAGGGGACAUGAAAUAUGCUGGGACAAUGGACCACAUAUACAUCACCUUAUUUGGAACAGAAGGGCAGAGUGAGCGGACUGAGCUGGACAACGUUGGCAGUGACUUUAAAACUGGAACGACUGGGACCUAUAUCAUCAAAAACGGUUCAUCUCUGGGGAAACUUCUCCUGAUCAAGGUGGAAAAAGAUCCCUUCCUUAUUCUCCCAGAAGAUGAGUGGUACUGCUCCAAAAUAGUGGCGACCACUCCAGAAGGAGAUGUCACUCUGUUCCCGUGUUACAGAUGGAUCUCCAGGGGAGAACUGGUGGAGCUGAGAGGAGGGAAAGCUGUGAAAGUUUUUGAGGAGGACCAUCCCCUGCUGAUUGACCACAGGAAAAAUGAGCUCACGUUUAAAAAGAGCUUGUACCAGUGGGAGAUACAUAACGAAAAAAUACCACACAAAGUUAAUUUCAGCGAUUUUUCUGAAAUUCCAGCUGAAUUUCGUUUCUCUAUGUCCAAAUCGAAUGAAGUGAACUACUCACAAAGACUGAUUGGCCUUGAACUGUUAUUCAAGGGGCUGAUUACGUCUACUGAGCAAUGGAAAAACUUUGAAGACAUGAAAAAAAUUUUCAUGAACAAAACGACAACACUGUCAGAGUACGUUGCAGAGCACUGGAAGGAAGAUGACUUUUUUGGAUACCAGUAUCUUAAUGCUGUAAACCCCAAUGUGAUUGAGCGCUGCUCAGAACUUCCCAAAAACUUUGUAGUCACCGAAGAGAUGGUGAAGCCAUUCCUGAAAGAGGGAAGCUCCCUGAAGAAGGAAAUGGAGAAAGGCAACAUAUUCAUCCGUGACCAGAAGAUAAUUGAUGGAAUAUCCACUAGGAAGUUGGAGAAUGGAGAUCCUCUGCACAUGACUGUUGGUUUCUGCUUGUUUUACAUGAACCCAGAGAACAAACUGAUGCCAAUUGCAAUCCAGCUGAAUCAACAGCCUUCAGAGCAGAACCCCAUCUUUCUGCCCAGUGACCUGGAGACGGACUGGCUGCUAGCCAAGUUGUUUUUUAAAAGUUCAGAUAUGAUGGAAUAUGAGGCGGUCCAUCACCUCAUGAACACCCACUUUCUGGCGGAAGUCUUUGCUGUUGCUACUCUCCGCUGCUUCCCUGUGAUUCAUCCUCUCUACAAGCUGCUGAUCCCACACUUCCGUUACACCAUACACAUCAACAUCGUGGGCCGCCCAGAACUUUUUGGGCCUGAAGGAAUUUUAACAAUGAGUUCACUUGGGUAUGACGGACUGAUGGAGCUCAUGGGAAAGCACCUCUCUGAGAUGACCUACAGCUCCCUCUGUCUGCCAGAAAACAUUACUGCACGAGGACUGGAGUCAGUCCCCAACUUCUACUACAGAGAUGAUGGACUGAAGGUGUGGGACAUCAUCAACAGCUUUGUGAAGAGCAUAGUGGAGUACUAUUAUCCCUCAGAUAACGAUGUGUGUAAAGACUCCGAGCUGCAGGAAUGGAUCAGUGAGAUAUUCACACAUUGCUUCUUAGGAAACAAACACUCAGGGAUACCAGCGUCCUUUAACACUGUGGAGGAACUGAUCAAGUUCGUCACCAUGGUGAUCUUCACAGUGACAGCUCAACAUGCUGCUGUCAAUAAUGGACAGUUUGACUACCAGUCCUGGGCUCCCAACGGUGCACUGCUGCUGCGUAAACCUCCUCCAAACACUAAGGGGCAGUCAACCAUGGAGACCAUUUUGGAGACCCUUCCAAAUGUUGCAGAGACAGCCAAGUCAGCAGCAUUGGUUUGGUUGCUUUCUGAUACGUACACAGAUGUGGUCUACUUGGGUGCGUACCCUGACGAACGAUUUGAUGAGCCUGCCCCAAAGCAGAUGAUUAAGGAAUUCCAAGAAGAGCUGUCCAACCUGAGUGAAGCAAUUACAGCAAGAAACUCACAGCUGCAAGUGCCCUACACAUACCUGGACCCUAAGGAGAUAGAGAACAGUAUUGCUAUUUAAAAAAGUCUGAGGGAGUCAGCUGAUGAUUGUAUGAAAGUGUCUCUCAACACUUGUCGUACAUCCUCAGAGGAGGGUUCAUUUAUUACAUGGUAUAGUUGUGAUGUUUGAGGCAGUUCGAUACAGUUUGGGAUAUUUUAGUUUCAUUAUGGUGACUGAGCCUGUUGUAGAGUAACUUUAUGUAACCUGUGUGUGUGGGGAAGAAAACCACAGGAACGAGAAGCUUAUUUUAUCAAAAUCAUCUUAAUCUAAAGUUUUCUGAAUGAGUGUAUUUUGCUGCUUGUGAUUGUGAUUGUGGGGGCUUUCUCAAUUGUGAAACGAGGGCAACUUUAUAAAGAUAUCUGAUUUAAGAAAUGAGUGCAAUAAUCUAAAGACUUUCAUUUUAGUAAUCUCCAACUGACUUUGAGGAAUGUGGCUUAAGAAAUGAAGUUAAUGUUUUAGCUUCACCAUGGUGAGUGAGCCUAGGAUAAGUAACUUUAUGUAAUGCAUUUAAGUACAAUAAAUUCUAAAAGAUUAAAUGAG